GGGACGCCCCGUCCGGGAGCAUCCCAGACCCAGUGCGUUCCUCCCCGCGGUACACCCCACCCGGUGCCUCACGCCUCCGCGCCCAUGCAUCCCGGCUCCAAGUCCCCGGCCCCUGCAUCCCAGCCUGGGCAUCGCUGUCCUGGGAGCAUCCUCCGCUGCCCUCCUUGCCUCACCCCGUCAGGACCUUCCCGUCCCUGAGCAGCCUGUCCCGCUCUUUGGUGACAGGUGCAGUUCCCUUGCGCUCCCUGGGGCUGACUCUCAGCGUCCCUGGCCCACCCCUCGGCAAAGCGUCCAGUCUCCCCUCCUGAGAGUCCCUGCUUCCCCGCCGGGCGGGGCCAGGCGCGGCCCGCCCCGCCGGGCGAAGGGAGCUGCCCCUGGUCCUGACCGCUGCUUGCCAACACCCUCCUUCCUCCCGGCCCCGCCCCGGAACUGGCCCUGAAGAAACCCUAGGAGUGGGCAGCGCCCAGGCCAGUGGGGCAAAGAAGGGAGUCAGGGAUGAGGCCCCGCAUUGGAGCUAAAACCAAGAGCAGGGUCUCUGCGGCUCGCCUCCCACAGCCCUCGCCCCAGCCUGCUCCCUUCGCACUACCCACCACCCAUACCUAAAGGCUUCCUGUUUGCGUGCUUCUCAGACCUGGCCCAAGCCAAGGCCCGGCCCCCCCAGCACCGCCACGACCCUGACCCCCAGAGGCGGGAGCACAGGCUAGCCCACGCAGAGAGCAGGAAGCUCAAGGAUACUCGCAGGCAUGCUGCACUGUGGCGAUUUCCCACACCUCCACACACACAAGCAGGAUCAUGGGACGAGUGUAAACACAUCUUUACAGAAACCGCACCCCCCCACACACACACACACAAUAUCUGGAUGAUUCUACCAGCAGAUGGGUAUGGGGUUCAUUUAAACACUAACUCCUUCCCGCCCCCUCACCCCCACCCGCACCCCAACACACACAUACAGGAACGCCUGGCUCUGUGCCCCUUUCAGCAGACUCAUUCACACCAGCCAUCCCCACAACGCCACACUCGGGCUCCCUGACAUCUUCAAGAGGCACGCACACACUCGUAGUAAAGGCAGACACUCACACCCAGACCACCUAGAAUACAGGCAGAGGGACACCCCCACACCCCCACACACUGACUCACUGUGUAUGUGGUGAUGGCUGUUGUAGUGCACGGGUUGGAAAAAUCCUUCACACCCUCAGAAGUGUAAGACUCACCCUCCCACAGACAGUCAGCAACUGUCCCCUGACUCAGGGACAUCAGGAGCCAGAGUUUUCUCCACACCCCACUCCCUCUCUAAUAGUAAAAAUCAAAAAGACAGAAAAAAAGUCACCCAAGAAGGAAAGGUUUCUCUCCCUGUCCUUCUUUGUUUCUCUCCUCCCAUCUGCCCCUGCCCUGGGGAGGCGGGCUGGCCAGGGUAAGGGGAGCUCUGAGCAGCCCCCCACCCACCUUCAGACAGCAUCCGGAGGUGCCUGAGCCAAGGAGCUGUGCUCCAACAACAUCGUGUGAAGUUGGAGACAAAGCCCAAGAAGUUUGAGGACCGAGUGCUGGCCCUGACCUCCUGGCGCCUCCACCUCUUCCCCCUUAAAGUCCCAGCCAAGGUGGAAAGCUCCUUCAAUGUCCUGGAGAUCCGUGCCUUCAACACGCUCAGUCAGAACCAGAUCCUGGUGGAGACAGAGCGUGGCAUGGUGUUUGAUCCGGCGUGGAAACGCAGACACCCCAGAGGGGCCCCGAGACACAUCCCCCAACUCUGAAACUUCCACAUCUACUACUCACAGUGUCUGCGGUGGCUUCUCUGAGACCUAUGCUGCCCUAUGUGACUACAAUGGCCUACACUGCCGUGAGGAGGUGCAAUGGGAUGUGGACACCAUCUACCAUGCUGAGGAUAACCGGGAGUUCAAUCUUCUGGAUUUUAGCCACUUGGAGAGCAGAGACUUGGCCCUAAUGGUCGCAGCCCUGGCCUACAACCAGUGGUUCACCAAACUCUACUGCAAAGACCUGCGGCUGGGCUCUGAAGUGCUAGAACAGGUGCUACACACCCUGAGCAAGUCGGGGAGCCUUGAAGAGCUGGUGCUGGACAACGCUGGGCUUAAGACGGACUUUGUCCAGAAGCUGGCCGGGGUGUUUGGGGAGAACGGGAGCUGUGUGCUGCAUGCCCUCACUCUGUCCCACAACCCCAUCGAGGACAAGGGUUUCCUCAGUCUGAGCCAACAGCUCCUCUGCUUCCCCACUGGCCUCACCAAACUGUGCCUGGCCAAGACUGCCAUUUCCCCUCGAGGGCUCCAGGCACUCGGCCAGACCUUCGGGGCCAACCCGGCCUUUGCCAGCUCCCUGCGAUACCUGGACCUGAGCAAGAACCCUGGGCUGCUCGCCACGGACGAGGCCAAUGCCCUCUACAGCUUCCUGGCCCAGCCCAACGCCCUGGUGCACUUGGACCUGUCCGGGACUGACUGCGCCAUCGACUCGCUUCUGGGUGCCCUGCUCCACGGCUGCUGCUCCCACCUCACCUACCUCAACCUGGCUCGCAACAGCUGCUCCCACAGGAAGUGCCGAGAGGGCCCCCCGGCCUUCAAGCAGUUCUUCAGCAGCGCCUACACGCUGAGCCACGUCAACCUGUCGGCCACGAAGCUGCCCCUGGAGGCCCUCAGGGCACUGCUUCAGGGCCUCUCCCUCAACAGCCACCUCAGUGACCUGCACCUGGACCUCAGCAGCUGUGAGCUCCGCUCAGCAGGAGCCCAGGCCUUGCAGGAGCAGCUGGGGGCUGUCACCUGUGUAGGCAGCCUGGAUCUGUCAGACAAUGGCUUUGACUCGGACCUCCUGACACUGGUGCCUGCACUUGGCAAGAACAAGUCCCUCAAGCACCUUUUCCUGGGCAAGAACUUCAAUGUCAAGGCCAAGACCCUGGAGGAGAUCCUCCACAAGCUGGUGCAGCUGAUCCAGGAGGAGGACUGUUCCCUGCAGUCCCUGUCAGUGGCAGACUCCCGGCUGAAGCUUCGUACCAGCAUCCUCAUCAAUGCCUUGGGCAGCAACACCUGCCUGGCCAAGGUGGAUCUGAGUGGCAAUGGCAUGGAGGACAUAGGGGCCAAGAUGCUGUCUAAAGCCCUGCAGAUCAACUCCUCCCUCAGAACUAUCCUGUGGGAUCGGAAUAAUACAUCUGCCCUGGGCUUCCUGGACAUCGCAAGGGCCCUGGAGAGCAACCACACGCUGCGCUUCAUGUCCUUUCCUGUGAGCGACAUCUCUCAAGCCUACCGCAGUGCCCCGGAGCGCACCGAGGAUGUCUGGCAGAAGAUCCAGUGGUGCCUCGUGAGGAACAACCACUCCCAGACGUGCCCCCAGGAGCAGGCCUUCAGGCUGCAGCAGGGCCUGGUGACCAGCAGCGCCGAGCAAAUGCUGCAGCGGUUAUGUGGACGAGUGCAGGAGGAGGUGCGGGCCCUGCGGCUGUGCCCCCUGGAGCCCGUGCAGGAUGAGCUGCUCUAUGCUCGGGACCUCAUCAAGGAUGCCAAGAACUCCCGGGCGCUGUUUCCCAGCCUCUACGAGCUGGGCCACGUGCUAGCCAGUGACGGGCCUGUGCGGCAGAGGCUAGAAUCAGUAGCCAGUGAGGUGUCCAAGGCCGUGGACAAGGAGCUGCAGGUGAUCCUGGAGUCCAUGGUCAGCCUAACACAGGAGUUAUGCCCUGUGGCCAUGCGGGUGGCUGAGGGGCACAACAAGAUGCUGAGCAAUGUGGCGGAGCGUGUCACUGUGCCCCGGAAUUUCAUCCGAGGGGCAUUGCUGGAGCAGGCGGGACAGGACAUUCAGAACAAGCUGGAUGAAGUGAAGCUCUCGGUCGUCACCUAUCUGACCAACUCCAUAGUGGACGAGAUCCUGCAGGAGCUAUACCACUCCCACAAGAGCCUGGCCCGGCACCUGACCCAGCUAAGGACACUGUCAGAUCCACCAGGGGGGCCAGGCCAAGGACAGGACCCGUCCUCUCGGGGCCGAGGCCGGAACCAUGAGCACGAGGAGACCACAGAUGAUGAACUUGGGACCAACAUUGACACUAUGGCCAUCAAAAAGCAGAAACGCUGCCGCAAGAUCCGGCCAGUAUCUGCCUUCAUCAGUGGGAGCCCUCAGGACAUGGAAAGCCAACUGGGGAGCCUGGGCAUCCCCCCUGGCUGGUUCUCAGGACUCGGGGGCAGCCAGCCAACCACUAGUGGCUCCUGGGAAGGUCUAUCCGAGCUGCCCACUCAUGGCUAUAAACUAAGGCAUCAAACACAAGGGAGGCCCCGGCCUCCCAGGACAACCCCUCCAGGACCUGGUCGGCCCAGCCAGGUACCAGUACCUGGGACUCGUCAGGAGAAUGGGAUGGCCACCCGCCUGGAUGAGGGGCUGGAGGACUUCUUCAGCCGAAGGGUCAUGGAUGAAAGUUCCAGCUACCCCCGGACUCUGAGGACCGUGCGGCCAGGCCUCUCGGAGCCGCCGCUGCCUCCGCUCCAGAAGAAGAGGCGUCGAGGCCUGUUUCACUUUCGCCGGCCCCGGAGCUUCAAGGGGGACAGGGGGCCUGGGUCCCCUACAGCUGGACUCCUCCUCCCUCCACCCCCACCCCCACCCCCGACUCAGGAGAGCCCCCCCAGCCCAGACCCCCCAAGCCUUGGCAAUAACUCCUCUCCCUGCUGGAGCCCAGAGGAGGAGAACAGCCUCCUCCCUGGAUUUGGGGGGAGCCGAGGGCCUUCCUUCCGCAGGAAGAUGGGCACCGAGGGACCAGAGCCAGGGGAAGGGGGCCCAGCCCCUGGGACAGCACAGCAGCCAAGGGCACACGGAGUUGCCCUUCCUGGGUUGGAAAGAGCCAAAGGUUGGAGCUUCGAUGGGAAACGAGAGGGCACAGGCCCAGACCUGGAGGGCAGCACCCAGGCUUGGCAGAAACGGCGCUCUUCGGAUGACGCAGGGCCUGGAGCCUGGAAGCCCCCCCCACCACCCCAAAGCACCAAGCCGAGCUUCAGCGCCAUGCGCCGAGCGGAGGCCACGUGGCACAUAGCUUCUCCUCUCUGCCAUCCCUCAGCUGAGGAGAGUGCCCCCAACCACAGCUGCCAGAGCCCCAGCCCAGCCUCCCAAGACGGGGAGGAGGAGAAGGAGGGGGCCCUAUUCCCAGAGAGGACAGUUCCAGCUAGGAACGCCAAGCUGCAGGACCCCCCUUUAGCUCCACGGCCCCCCAAGCCAGUGGCUGUACCCAGGGGCCGCCGGCCCCCCCAGGAGCCAGGGGGCAGGGAGGAGGUGGAAGCUGCUGGUGCAAUCCCAGGAGUCAACAAACCCCGGCUGCGGCUGGGCUCACAGCAAGACCAAGAGGAGCCUGAGGUCCAAGGGCCUCCUGAUCCAGGUCGCCGGACUGCCCCCCUGAAGCCCAAGAGGACACGGCGGGCACAGUCCUGCGACAAGCUGGAACCUGAUAGAAGAAGGCCCCCUGACCCCACAGGUGCUGGAACCAGUGAGCCAGGAACAGACUGACAGCUGCCACAACACCCUUCCCAGCCCUCCUCUCGACAUGUGCCUCACAAGGACUCAGACCCCCAUCUACCCUGGCUCCCCCAGGCCCCCUGCCAGGCCCUGUCCUACUGGGUAGGAUAGCAGGACCAAGUGUUGGGGAGCAGGAGGCAGGGGGCCAGGAGGGAGGAGAAAGGGAGGCUCUCAAUGCCUCACCCUGCGAUAGCUUUGGGGUGGAGGUCUGUCUCCUCCCCUGAGAGGGCAGAUCUCUGUCCCUCUAUCCCCAGGGGCUCCCUCCCCACUUGUAUAGAAUAAAAAAAACAAAAUCA
Molecule: messenger RNA, 5777 nt
Organism: Microcebus murinus (gray mouse lemur)
Lineage: Eukaryota; Metazoa; Chordata; Mammalia; Primates; Cheirogaleidae
Source: RefSeq, a predicted model, not a curated record